This is a messenger RNA of Xyrauchen texanus (razorback sucker), 5433 nucleotides long. Its product is annotated as inactive dipeptidyl peptidase 10-like. NCBI's taxonomy places the organism in Eukaryota, Metazoa, Chordata, Actinopteri, Cypriniformes, Catostomidae. Bases 100 to 2475 code for a protein of 791 amino acids. The transcript has 25 exons. Gene Ontology annotation, molecular function: dipeptidyl-peptidase activity; serine-type peptidase activity. The record is from RefSeq and is a predicted model, not a curated record. Gene Ontology annotation, biological process: proteolysis.
GAGAGUUGCAGCGCCAACUUAAACAACGCUGUCAAGUACUGAAGGAGCAGUCAACUAUCUGUGCAGGUUUUGGGACGUAAUCUGUGGACCGCUGCAAACAUGAUUGCCACCACACAACAGAACAUGACAACGGAGCUACAGGACUUGGGUAGCACGGGAGGACCACCUAGGAAUUGGAAGGGAAUUGGGAUCGCCUUGGUGGUUAUACUGGGGGUCAUGUCCCUGGUCACCCUCUCCAUUAUUAUGCUCACCCCUGACGAAUCUCAUCUCCUGCUGCUGUCUCGUCUCACUUUGGAGAACCUGGAAAGUGAAGAUUUCAAAAUUCACGACCCAUGUGCAACGUGGCUAAAUGAGCAUGAGGUAUCACUAUGCACUCGGGAGGGUCACAUUCAAAUCCAUGAUCUCAACACCAAUCUAACCACCACACUGCUGGACAACAGCACCCUGGAUCUGAAAUCCAUGAGAUUCCAGGUUUCCGCUGAUAAGAAGUUCAUCCUGAUGGCCUACGAUAUCCACCAUGUAUUCUCACAGUCCUUCACUGCAUCCUUUGCAAUCUACACUGUGAACAGUGGGGACAUUAUGGACCUCACCCCAUCAGAGGAGGAAACGUCUGUACUUCAGUAUGCAGCAUGGGGGCCUCAAGGGAGCCAACUGGUCUAUGUAUUUGAGAAUGACAUCUUCUACAAGUCUGAUGUGUCCAAGAAGGCGAUGCGUUUGACCACCACAGGCAGAAUCGGAUUCGUGGUUAAUGGGCUGUCUGAUUGGACCUAUGAGGAGGAGAUUCUUCUGAAAUAUCCUGCUUUGUGGUGGGCUAAAGAUGGUGCCCGUCUGGCAUAUCUAUCCAUUAACAACUCAGCCACGCCUUUUAUGGAGAUACCUCACUUCCUGAGUGGGAUUUAUCCUUCUAAUGUCCUCUACCCUUACCCAAAGGCAGGUUCCAUAAUCCCAUCAGCCAGUCUGUUUGUGGUGAAUUUAUAUGGUCCAGCACACACAUUAGAGAUGAUUCCACCCGACUCUCAGAACAGAGAUAGUUAUAUCUCUAUGAUGAGUUGGAUCAGCAGUACGCGUCUAGCUGUGCGUUGGUUGAACCGGGUCCAGAAUCAGUCUGUGGUGUGUGUGUGUGAAGCCACAACAGGAGCCUGCUCAGAGAAGCACCAAAUGACAAUGGACUUUUGGCACAACAAUCAACGGCAGGAUGAGCCGUUGUUCACGGCAGAUGGCUCCCUGUUUUACCUUGUCUUGCCUGCCAAGCAAGGAGCCCGUGGGGAGUUCCUCCACAUUGCCAGCCUCCAUGCUCAGGCUUCAACUCCCUCUGUUACUCCUCGCUUUCUAACAUCAGGGAACUGGGAUGUAACCUCACUGUGCGCCCUUGACGAGGACAAUGAUAAAAUAUUUUUCCUGAGCUCAGAGGAGUCGCGGCAAAGCAGGCACUUAUACAGCGUGGAGCUCGGAGGAGUAUUUCAACGCCAGUGUCUGACGUGCAACCUCUUUGAACAAUGCAACUUCUACACAGCAGACUUCAGCCCCAAUCAGACAUACUUCACCCUCUACUGCCUGGGUCCAGGAGUCCCAAAGGUGACCAUUCACAACACAAGUGAUCCUUCUAGAUAUACAGUGGUGGAAGACAACAGCCUCCUUGCAAUGUCUAUUGAAACCAAGUGCCUUCCUGAGACAAUUUUCCGGACCCUUUCCUCCGACAACAAUGACCUUGAUGUGAAGAUGUCGUUGCCUCCUGGGCAUGAGGGAAAUCUGCACCCUCUCCUUAUUAUCAUUGAUGGUAUUCCUGGGAGGCAGUCAGUAACUGAGGAGUUUACCCUUGGCUGGCCGGAGGUUUUGUCUAGCCUGCACGGAGUAGCACUGGCCUGGAUAGACAGCAGAAACAGUGUCCCUAUGGGACAGAAAAGCAGCACCCUGGACCCUCGUAAGAUGGGUUCCCUCCGCAUUAAAGACCAGAUUGGAGUUGUAGAGUGGUUCAUGCAGUUGCCAUACAUUGAUAGGAGAAGAAUUGCUGUUUACGGAAAGGGAUUUGGUGGUUAUUUAAGUUUAAAGAUGUUGACAACAACUGAUCAUAUAUUCAAGUGUGCUGCCGUCAUGGCCCCUAUCACAGACUUCAAGCUAUACAGUGCUGCCUUCUCAGAGAGAUAUCUAGGUCUCCCUGCUAAAGAGGAACAUUCCUACAUGACUGCGUCUUUAUUGGACGACAUCCACAAGCUAAAAGACGACAACUUUCUCCUUUUACAUGGGACUGCAGAUGCGCGAGUUCAUUUCCAACAUAGUGCCGAAUUGUUGAGUCGUCUGGUAAAGGUGGAGUCCAACUACACACUGCAGCUGUACCCAGACGAAGGUCACACCCUGAGAGCAGAGCGGAGCAUCCAACACAUGCAUCGUACCCUCCUAAACUACCUCCACAACUGUCUCAAAUAUGACCCCUUUCUCGAAGCAGAGGAGGAAGAGGAGGAUGAGGAGGAAGAGUGAUUUUUUCGGUCCUCAAAGCAGCCCAUGUAUAUCUAAGUACUGGUGUUGAACUUCAAGCUGUGUUAUUUCACCAAAGGAAAAAUUGGGACCAAGAGGACCAAAUCCACCAGCUAUUUAUUGCAGACUAGAUUUUGGAUUGUUUCAAAAUAAGACUACAACCAUGUCUUGUGCCGGUCUGUCCCUCCCUGGAUGAAUUGGAGGACAAGAAGAAGAUUCAAAAACAAGCACUCUGGUUCAUGCAGUUUACAAGCAAAGCACAUAUACAUUCUAAGGGCCCCAUUCAAUCAAAACAUUUUUUUUUUUUAAGAUUAUUGGGAAAAGAUGCUGCAGAGAUAUGUUAAUCAGCCUUGAUAUUCUAGUGCCACAUUGUGGGCAAAAAAGGAAAUGCUUUACAGGGGUAGUCACCCAAAAAUGAAACUUCUUUCAUCAUUUACUCACCCUCAUGCCAUCCCAGAUGUGUAUGACUUUCUUUCUUCUGCAGAACACAAACAAAGGUUUUUAGAAGAAGACUCUAGUGGUUAAAUCCACAUCUUCAGAAAUGAGAAGAUAGGUGUGGAUGAGAAACAUAUACAUUUUUAAGUCCUUUUUUACUAUAAAUCUCCACUUUCACUUUCAGAUGUGAAAGUAAAACUAAACAGACGCUACAUGUGACUUUCAGAUGUGAAAGUGGAGAUUUAUAGUAAAAAUUUCCUAAAUAUUGAUCUGUUUCUCACCCACGCUUAUCAUAUUGCUUUUAUCUGCUUUUGGACCAUUAGAUUUCUGUUCACCAUUUACUUAAAAUGUUUGGACCUACAGAGCUGAGAUAUUCUUCUAAAAUAUUUUUGUGUUCAGAAAAAGAAAGAAAGUCAUACACAUCUGGGAUAGCAUGAGGGUGAGUAAAUUGAGAGAAAUUUCUGGGUGAACUAUUCCCUAAAUAAAUGUGGGAUGCAUCAUGGAUUGUAAGAUUGGGAAAUACAGCCUAGACUAUUUGAUCGAGCGAUGUGAUUUUCAAGCUCUUAAACGUGCAACUCUGAUCAUUGCAGCACUGCGAGAAGCAUCGCGCAAAAUGCGGAAACCAUUUCAAUUCAGCACUAUAGUACUUCAAUUUACUAUAGUAACACUACCUGUACUUUAGGCAGAAAUAGAUUCACAAUACAUAUUAUCAUAUUACUAAUUCAGCUCUAUUAAAUUUGUCAUAGGCUACAUUAGGUGAGUGAGGCAAUAUAAUACAUUUUUGUUACAACUUUUAAAUGUUUAUAUUUUGUAUUUAUUGUUUUUACUGUUUGUAAUUACAAAAAUGCCAUAGUUCAUUUGAUAGAAAUCAUGUUGCAUCUAACCACGGCAGUGAAGAAGAUCAAUGCGUCCAUGUGUCUACUAUGGUCUUGUUACAAAUACCAUUGUUAAAACUAUAAAAAUAAAAAAAAAUACAUUAAAAUUUUCAUAAGGGCAAAAUACACUUUUAUUAUUAUUUAUUUAUUUUAUUUUUAUAUGAAAUAGACAUGUGUAAAUCCUAAAAUGAAUAGGCUAAAAUAUAUUUGUUUGAGUGUAAGUAAAUGGUUUUGGUUCUGGUUUUAUUUUUGUUUGCCUUCAGAAAUUCCAAGAGAUGACAGAAUUUGGGGUAAGGGAAUGAAGUAGGGGGCAUUCAUCAAAAAAAAAAGUUGAGAACCACUGGACUAAGCGGCCAUGUUUAUUAUUGGCCAGUGCUGAUAAUCUCAAAAUAGGCAAAAACCAUCCUGGCUGAUAUCGAUCUAUCACUAGCAGAUCAUGUGGAAAAUUUGAAUGUAAACUGCAACACAUUGUUUGAUCCUGGCUCCUGAUAUGCAUGACAAACUGGCUGCAUGGUGCUGUAUACUCGUUCAUAAUCUCUGUGCCAAAUCUAAUAGAACAUUUUUUAGAAAUUGCAUAUGGUGUGUUUUCUCAAUGUACACUACAUGUCAGAACACACUGCACAGGCUGUCCUCAAAACAAGGGUACAAAAUCAGUGGCACUGUCUGUGAAUCACACUGCAUGUUUCUGUUUACAGAUGCCUCCUAUGGUCUCCAGCAUACAUUAUAUAUAUCUUUAUAUAUGUCGAGCCAUGCUGGAUGCAGUUUCACAUUGAGAGUAACUGUAUUUUCACUGGCAGACAAAGACAACUCUUACCUUUACCAUUGUCAUGGAUAUGAAGACUUCAUAUUUACAGAUACAAUGUGCCAAAUACUCUGUGACCAAACCUUUCAAUACUGAGGUACAUUACAUUUUUUAAUGUGGCAGUUUGUGCAUUUAGUAAAUGUCUUUCCUUUUAUUUAAAAUCAAUAAAAGGUAAUUCAUCCCUGACAACAACAACAACCAAAAAAGUACAAUAGCAGUGUGAUGUAUCAAAUCCUUUGAAAUAUACAAUGGUACUGAAUGAUUACCAUGGUACUUCCAUGGAACAUGUACAAAAACAUAGUAUUACCAUGGUAGCAUAGCAAAUAAACAUUGGACAAACAUGGUGCUUUUUUGUUUUUGAUAAUUAUUUGAGCACCUAGAUGUUCACCAACUCUUAACAGUGACAUAUUAAAAAAAAAUAAACAUCAUAAACUUAUGAUGAUAAUAUUUAUGACACAACAGAUUAGACAAAACAGCAAUAAAAGGCAAUAUAAUAAGUACUGUAGUUUAAAGUAUAAAGUUUCCUUUUGUGAUCAAGAAGAAAACACAAUGUUCUCAUCUGGAAUUGAUUCUUCAAUCAAAUAUUUAUUUUAUAUUAAACUUUAUUUUGUGACCUUCACGUAUUGCUGAUGUGUAUAUAGAAACCUUCUUUGAAAUUUCUGUGCAACAUUGUGAUGCAAGUUACAUAUCCCAGAAUGUUCUGUUGUACUAAACAAAAUCUGAUUCCAAUGUUAUAGGCAGCAUGAAGUAUGUUUGAAAUGAGCAUUAUCAGCCUAUGUAUCUGUAUAUUUGUUUUUAAUUACGCUUUUCCAAUAAAGUAUGCAUUUUUUUUUGUACAAACUGUUGCAA